CGCUCCACACUCUCUCUCACUGUGGCCAAUAGAUUCUGUUGAGGUCGAGGCAGAGGCAGAGGCAGGUCCAGGUCUCACUCACCAAUCACCAUCAAACACUAAAACCAACCCCCAAAGCCCGAUGCCGCCUCCAACGCCACUGAGCAGCGCCUCCGCCAUGAUCCGGCGGCGGCUCCUCCUCCGAACCCGCGGCGGCGCGGGCUCCGGGGCGAGCCGGUGGACGAGCCCGGGCCACGAGGAGAGGCCCAAGGGGUACCUCUUCAACCGCACCCCCCCGCCCCCGGGCCAGUCCCGCAAGUGGGAGGACUGGGAACUCCCCUGCUACAUCACCAGCUUCCUCACCAUCGUCAUCCUCGGCGUUGGGCUCAACGCCAAGCCCGAUUUGACCAUCGAAACUUGGGCCCACGAGAAGGCCCUCGAGCGCCUCAAGAUCGAGAACGCCCUCGCCGCCAAUAACGACUCCUCCGAAUCCUCCUGAACCAAUUCGGAUCCGGCCCAACGCUCGCUCCGCUAGGUUUUAAAACCCGAAAUUAGGUUUCUCCAUGUAAUAAGGGUAAUCACUCUUCGAAUGUGAACUCCUUCGUAAUUUUUUCUCGCGUUUUCGGUUUUCCUCUCUGGUGAGAUUGUUGACUCGCUUCUUAUUUUUUAACUUCUCUUUCUUGAAUGUGGAUAAGGCGUUUAUGCGUUACAAUGUUUUGGUGUUUCUUUAAAUGAUUGUUUACUCCAAUGAUGUGUGUUGUUAUCUUAAUUUC
Molecule: messenger RNA, 752 nt
Organism: Cajanus cajan (pigeon pea)
Lineage: Eukaryota; Viridiplantae; Streptophyta; Magnoliopsida; Fabales; Fabaceae
Source: RefSeq, a predicted model, not a curated record